Peromyscus eremicus (cactus mouse) is the source of this 1410-nucleotide messenger RNA. RefSeq names its product forkhead box D1 (gene Foxd1). Gene Ontology annotation, molecular function: RNA polymerase II cis-regulatory region sequence-specific DNA binding; DNA-binding transcription factor activity, RNA polymerase II-specific. The record is from RefSeq and is a predicted model, not a curated record. Gene Ontology annotation, biological process: regulation of transcription by RNA polymerase II; cell differentiation; anatomical structure morphogenesis. The coding region runs from base 1 to 1410 and encodes 469 amino acids. The transcript has a single exon. Lineage: Eukaryota; Metazoa; Chordata; Mammalia; Rodentia; Cricetidae.
AUGACCCUGAGCACGGAGAUGUCCGAUGCCUCCGGCCUCGCCGAGGAGACAGACAUCGACGUGGUGGGGGAGGGCGAGGACGACGACGAGGAGGAGGACGAUGACGACGAGGGCGGCGGCGGAGGAGGCGGUGGAGGCGGCGGCGGCGGCGGCGGCGGCGGCGGCGGAGGGCCCCGGUUGUCGGGCUCGGCCCAGCGGCGGCGGCGCUCUUACGCCGGGGAGGACGAGCUGGAGGACCUGGAGGAGGAGGAGGACGACGACGACCUGCUGCUGGCCUCGCGGCCCGCCGCGUCCCCCGCGCCUCCGGGCCCUGCGCCCGCAUCCGGGACCGGCCCGGGAGGCUGCAGCGGCCCGGGAACGGGAGGCAGCUCGGGGGGAGGCGCGGGCGGCGGCGGCGGCGGUGCCAAGAACCCCCUGGUGAAGCCACCGUACUCGUACAUCGCGCUCAUCACCAUGGCCAUCCUGCAGAGCCCCAAGAAGCGCCUGACGCUCAGCGAGAUCUGCGAGUUCAUCAGCGGCCGUUUCCCUUACUACCGGGAGAAGUUCCCCGCCUGGCAGAACAGCAUCCGCCACAACCUGUCGCUCAACGACUGCUUCGUCAAGAUCCCCCGCGAGCCGGGCAACCCGGGCAAGGGCAACUACUGGACGCUCGACCCGGAGUCCGCGGACAUGUUCGACAACGGCAGCUUCCUGCGCCGCCGCAAGCGCUUCAAGCGCCAGCCGCUGCUCGCCCCCCACGCCGCGGCCGAGGCGCUGCUGCUGCGGGGCGCGGGGCCGGCGGGGGGCGCGGGAGACCCGGGCGCCGCGCUCUUCCCGCCGCCGCCGCCGCCGCCGCCCGCCUGCGGCUACGGAGCCUACGGCUGCGCCUACGGCCUGCAGCUGCCGCCCUGCGCGCCGCCCUCCGCGCUCUUCGCCGCCGCCGCCGCGGCCGCCGCCGCCGCCUUCCACCCGCACUCGCCGCCGCCCCCGCCGCCCCCGCCGCCCCCGCCGCCCGGGGCGGCCGCCGAGCUGGCGCGGACCGCCUUCGCCUACCGGCCGCACGCGCUGGGCGCCGCCGCCCUGCCCGGCCCGUUGCAGGCGGCUGCAGUCAAGGCGGGAGGCCCCGGCGCCGCGGCGCUGGCACGCUCGCCUUUCUCCAUCGAGAGCCUCAUCGGGCGCAGCCGGGGCCCCGCGGCCGCCGGUGUGCAAGCCUCGGCCGGGGCCGCUAGCGGGACCGUACCGGGACCCGGGGGCGGAGGCUGCGCGGCGCAGGCGGCUGCAGGCCCCGCUGCCGCGCUCACCCGCUCGCUCGUGGUCGCCGCUGCGGCCGCCGCCUCGUCCGUGUCGUCGUCGGCCGCGCUGGGGACUCUGCACCAGGGGACUGCGCUGUCCAGUGUGGAGAACUUUACUGCUAGGAUUUCCAAUUGUUAG